Messenger RNA from Capronia epimyces CBS 606.96, 1374 nucleotides. Its product is annotated as NADP-specific glutamate dehydrogenase. The record is from RefSeq and is a predicted model, not a curated record. The transcript is spliced from 4 exons. The coding region runs from base 1 to 1374 and encodes 457 amino acids. Gene Ontology annotation, cellular component: cytosol. Lineage: Eukaryota; Fungi; Ascomycota; Eurotiomycetes; Chaetothyriales; Herpotrichiellaceae. Gene Ontology annotation, molecular function: L-glutamate dehydrogenase (NADP+) activity.
AUGUCCAACCUUCCCUCCGAGCCUGAGUUCGAACAGGCGUACAAGGAGCUUGUCUCAACCUUGGAAAACUCCACUCUGUUCGAAAAGAACCCAGAGUACAGAAAGGCGCUCGAGAUCAGCGCCAUCCCAGAACGAAUCAUCCAAUUCCGCGUCGUGUGGGAAGAUGACAAGGGCCAAGUCCAGGUCAACCGUGGAUAUCGCGUCCAGUUCAACUCCGCCCUCGGCCCCUACAAAGGCGGUCUUCGAUUCCACCCCACCGUGAAUCUGUCCAUCUUGAAAUUUCUGGGCUUUGAGCAGAUCUUCAAGAAUGCUCUCACCGGUUUGAACAUGGGCGGCGGCAAAGGUGGCGCCGAUUUCGACCCCAAGGGCAAGUCAGACAACGAAAUCCGGAAAUUCUGCUGUUCUUUCAUGAGUGAGCUCGGGAAGCAUAUUGGUGCCGAUACCGAUGUCCCAGCCGGUGACAUUGGUGUGUCUGGGAGAGAGAUCGGUUACCUCUUCGGCCAAUACAAGAAGCAGACCAAACUGUGGGAAGGAGUAUUGACCGGGAAAGGAGGAAGCUGGGGCGGCUCUCUCAUCCGACCAGAAGCCACGGGAUACGGCCUUGUAUACUACGUUGCCCACAUGAUCAACUAUGCCACCGGCGGCAAAGAGUCCUUCGCCGGGAAGAGGGUCGCCAUCUCUGGAUCUGGAAACGUUGCUCAAUACGCUGCCCUCAAGGUCAUCGAGCUCGGCGGCACCGUCCUGUCUCUUAGCGAUAGCAAGGGUGCCAUCAUUGCCGCCACUGACAAGGGUAUCGACGCUGAGUUGAUUGCCACCAUUGCACAGUUGAAGGUUGAGCGAAAACAAUUAGCUGAGUUGGCAAGCACCUCCGAAUUCAGCAGCAAGGCGAAAUACAUUCCCGGAGCGCGACCGUGGCUGCACGUUGGUGCCGUCGAUAUCGCCCUUCCUGGCGCCACUCAAAACGAAGUUUCCCGCGAAGAAGCUGAAGGGUUGAUCAAGGCUGGUGCCAAGUUUAUCGCCGAAGGUAGCAACAUGGGUUGCACCCUAGAGGCGAUCGAGGUGUUCGAGAACGACAGGAGGACCAAGAAGGACAAGGCUAUCUGGUAUGCCCCCGGCAAGGCCUCGAACGCUGGCGGUGUUGCCGUCUCCGGACUCGAGAUGGCUCAGAACUCGGCACGCAUUAAGUGGACAUCCGAAGAAGUCGACUCCAAGUUGAAGGAUAUCAUGAAGAACUGCUUCGAGAGCGGCCUACAGACCGCAUUGACCUAUGUCACUCCGGCCGAGGGCGAGUAUCCCAGCUUGGUGGCCGGCAGCAACAUUGCAGGCUUCAGCAAGGUCGCGGCGGCGAUGAAGGAACAGGGCGACUGGUGGUAA